This is a messenger RNA of Coregonus clupeaformis (lake whitefish), 2091 nucleotides long. Its product is annotated as type-2 angiotensin II receptor-like. Gene Ontology annotation, cellular component: membrane. The record is from RefSeq and is a predicted model, not a curated record. Gene Ontology annotation, biological process: immune response; G protein-coupled receptor signaling pathway; regulation of vasoconstriction. Bases 1 to 1044 code for a protein of 347 amino acids. Gene Ontology annotation, molecular function: angiotensin type II receptor activity. The transcript has a single exon. NCBI's taxonomy places the organism in Eukaryota, Metazoa, Chordata, Actinopteri, Salmoniformes, Salmonidae.
AUGACACUCUCUAACCUCUCAAUGGCCACCAACUCAUCAGAAGAGCCAAUUUACAAGUAUUAUUCCUGUGAUUCCAUCUCCCCCUCUCUGCAUCAGAACAAGCUGAUCCCCACCAUCUUCAGUGUCAUCUUUGUCUUUGGUUUCGUGGGCAAUGUCUUGGUGGUGUUCGUGUUAUGUCAAAAGUCCAACCGUAAAACAGUGGCCGACACCUACAUGGUAAACUUGGCUCUCUCAGAUCUGUUGUUCCUGAUCAGCCUGCCUUUCUGGGCAGUCUACUACUCCUUUGACUACAACUGGGUGUUUGGUGGGCUGAUGUGUAAGCUGUGUGGCAGCCUCCUCUCUCUGAAUGUCUACGCCAGCAUCUACUUCAUCACCUGUAUGAGUGUGGACCGCUACAGAGCCAUUGUUAAUCCCCUCCAGUCUCAGUGCAGCAGGAACCUGUGUCGGGCGCGAGUGGUCAGCUGUGUGAUCUGGACCAUCGCUGGCCUCAUGACCAUCCCCACCAUGGCCUUCAGAGUCACCUACCACCUGGAGGAGUUGGGGGUCACGGCAUGUGCCCUCAUAUACCCACCUACCCAGACAAACUGGUUCCCUAGCCUGGCCCUGACAAUGAACAUCCUGGCCUUCCUGGUGCCCUUCACAGUCAUCGCCAGCUGCUACUGCUGCAUCAGGAAGCACCUCCUGGGGGGACAGCCCAGCCUGGAAAAGAGCUCCAGCAACCUGGACCGUGUGAUGAAGAUGGUAGUGGAUGUGGUGCUGGCCUUCUUCGUCUGCUGGUUCCCCUUCCACGUGCUGACCUUCCUGGAUGUCCUGAGCACCCUGGGGGUGAUGCACAGCUGUUGGGUGCGCCAGGCCAUCGUCACCCUGAUGCCCUUCACCCUCUGCCUGGGCUUCUCCAACAGCGCCAUCAACCCUGUACUUUACUGCUUUGUGGGGAACCACUUUCGGGAGCAGCUGUGGCGGCUGUACGAGGAGAAGGCUCCCAGGCUGUGCCAGAAGAGAGACUCCAUCAGGACCAGGCUUAGCUUUUCUCCAGGAACAUAAAAGAUACAGGGCCACUGGAGACUGGGCCAACACAGUAGGGGCCCCUAGUGGAUGGAGGUCACCUGGCAGGACUAUGAGAGGACUCUGUCUGUCAGAUGUGUAACAGUUAACCCCAGACAUCCUGGAUCACCCCCAGGCCAGGCCUAGUCUCCAGGGGAUGUUGACCCCCCGGUCUACUCCUAAUCAGGGACACCCUGUAGGCUGGACAGAGGGCAUCUAAACAUAUAUUUGAAUGUCAGUUUCACAUCCCAUGUGACCAUGAAGCUCAUGUUAGGGUGAAGGGAUAUUUCAUUACAAUCUACAGGAUAUGUGCUGUUUAAACCUGCCAUGUUUUCUAAGAUCCACAGGCCAGUGUGAUAUUAAGUGUGUGUGAAAUAUACAACUAUGUGCUUUUGUCCUAGUUACAAUAAUGUGAUGUGUAUGUUGUUUUUAUUGUAUAUCCAUAACAAAACUAUAUAUGUCAAUCAACACAGAGGGAAAGAAAAGGUACAUGCAAACAUCUACUGUAAACUGUAUAAUUUGUCUAUCUUGAACCAUAAUUAACAUUGUAUUGUGUCAAAUGUAUAACCCUUAUCUGGAUACGUUAUGAGUUAUGUCUUCCAGUCACUCUUCAUUUCAAUAUCAUAGGGCUGUGACGAUUAUAUAAUUUUGUGUAACAAUUAAUUAUCAUGCAAAUUAUCAGGGUUCUUGUCAUAAUUUUUUUUUUUGGACCUUAUGUAUCAUAACGCAUCUUUGAAAAAAUAUUUCAUAUAUAUUAUAACACAGCUUUGGUGACCCCCGUCUCAAAAAACGAAUGGUUUUGACCACUCUAAACUUUUGGGUAUGAAGCUUUUCCUCCUGACUGUGCCGUUCUGCUUGUAAAAUAAUUCCCAACCUUACCCUCUUCAUGUAAAAAUGAAAAACUGCUAUUAUGUAAACUACAUCUACUUGAAAAUGAAUUUGAAUCGCCCUCCCCCUCUUAAAAUGAAUGUAUGAAGAUGAUUAUGGAGAUGUAUCUUUUUUUCUUUCACAGUUAUUGUCCAUAAAUGUCAGUUACAUGAAUAUACA